AGCUCUGUAGAAGCAAAGCAGCUUUUGAAGAAAAUUUCUGCCAGACAGCCAGCAGUAAUCCUGGAUGUGGCAGCAAUGCUGUCUGCAAGACAACCAGUGGAAGACCAACCUGGACCAUCUUCGGACCAACCUUCUUGGUGUGUUUGCAGCCAUUGCCCUAUGAUGGACCAAGACCAGGACAGGAUUUGUUGUGGCAUAGCCCCACAAUACUGUAUAAGCCAGAGACCGGAAAUGGGAUUAGUGGUAACUGAUCCGCUAACCCUCCAAAUCCAGCAAACAUUUAGAAAUGAUGUGUUCGCCCAUCAGGCAGUAGAUGUGGAGGACACACAUCGCUCAAUGCGACAUGCGGCAUAUCGCCAGUACGUACUUUGGAUCCACAGACGCCUUCAAUGGGAUGACCGCAGGACAGUACCUGCCUGUUGUGUUAAAGUCAUCCGUGCCAAGUAUCCUAGUCCUACUGGAAACUAUGCUGGGUUCGUUCCUGGACACGGAAUUGGAUGGGUGAUGAAUGUUCUCCAUAUGGCAAAAUUCAACUUGAGUGGGCAUCCACAACCAAAUGCUGGAAAAAGCUUCAAACAGACUGCAGUGUAUUCUGUCUUCAAGAAUGAGCCUUGUACCAGAUAUAACUGCCGAUCAAAUUGAUGACUGGUUCAAGAUCGGUAGCAAAACUGUAAAAGUAAAGACUGUCAAAGCGACAACAUUUGGUGGACACUGCGUGGAUCCAGAUACUUUAAAACCGUUGCAACCAGUACAUCAACAUGUUCCGAGUUACAAAAGGAUCCCUGCCCUGAGGAGCGGCAAUGAGUAUGCGGCCCAAUACCAGGAGGAGGAGCAGAGGAGACUGCUGGGAAGGCCUGCCCUGCUUGGGCCAAGUGACACAAUGUCAGUGAUGUCAUACGACACCGUGUCAGCUGUCAGCACACGACUCGAGGAGCUAGAACUGGACAGCACCAUAGCAGGUACAGAGUGCACUCAUCCAGGCGAGCUCGCCCCAGAGAAUGCGAACAGUGUGUACACGUCAUAUAACUUUGUCCACGCUUACGAUGACAGGCUUCCAAUAACAAGGUUUAAAGAGCAGGUAAUCUCCACUAUAGAGAGCAGUCAGGUGACCGUGAUCCAGGGUGCCACAGGCUCGGGCAAGACCACACAGGUUCCUCAAUACAUCCUGGAUCACCAUGCAGACCUCGGCAAGUACUGCAACAUCAUCGUGACGCAGCCCAGACGUAUAGCCGCCAUCAGCAUCGCCAAUCGUGUCUGUCAGGAGCGGGGAUGGCAGAUUGGGUCAGUCUGCGGCUAUCAGGUUGGUUUGGACCGUGUGGCGGGGGAUGACACCCGUAUUCUCUACUGUACCACAGGAAUACUCCUCAACAAGCUGGUCAAUGACAAGAACAUGCACAAGUACACACAUGUCAUACUGGAUGAGGUCCAUGAAAGGGACCAGGACACCGACUUUGCCCUUCUGGUCGUCCGUAAACUGUUGCGCACGAAUUCCCGGCUGACGCGUGUGGUGCUCAUGUCAGCCACGUUCGACACGUCGCUGUUUGCGAGCUACUUCAUGCUGCCAAUCAUGGACCGGUUGGAGCAGGCGCCUGUGGUGGACGUGGAGGGCAAACCAUUCAGCGUAAAUGAGUAUUACCUGGAUGAUCUCUCACAAUUGGGGGAGGUUCCUCACCAAAAUGAGGGUGACCCCUGUGUAGCCCCAGAGGCCCUCAGCCUGGCAGUGAAACUGAUAGAGCGCUUUGACGUCAUGGAGGAAAAAGAACAAGGACGAAGUCAGACAGGUUUUGCUCCAAUGAGAGGGACUGUCCUUAUCUUCCUACCAGGGCUUCAUGAGAUCACUAGUUUGGAUGAGCUGUUGAAACCCAUGGCCCUCAAACACCAGCUAAGGCUGAUACCUCUCCACUCGAGUAUCACAAAUGAGGAACAAGGUCUGGUGUUCACCAAGCCAGGGGAGGGCAUGAGGAAGGUUAUCCUGUCCACGAACAUCGCAGAGAGCUCCAUUACUGUACCGGAUAUCAAAUAUGUUAUCGACUUUUGCCUGACAAAGAACCUUGUGUGUGAAAUGGAGACAAACUACACGAGCCUACAGGUCCACUGGGCGUCCAAGGCAAACUGUGUACAGAGGAAAGGUCGAGCUGGUCGUGUUUCCAAUGGUCGUGUGUACCGUCUCGUCUCAAAACAAUUCUAUAACAACCACCUUGAGGAUUAUGGUCUCCCAGAGAUGCAGAGGUGUCCUCUUGAUAAGCUGAUCCUGCAGACAAAGAUUCUAGAUCUCGGUGAACCGAAGGCCAUCCUGGCCUUGGCCCUGGCGCCCCCAAACCUUGGGGACAUUGAGCGCAACAUUCUCAUACUCAAGGAGGUGGGUGCACUGACAUGUAAAGGCAACCCCCAUGAUGGUGACCUCACAUUCGUUGGCCGGGUACUGGCUGACCUCCCAGUGGACAUACACGUGGGCAAACUUCUCAUGCUGGGCUACGUGUUCGGGCUUCUGGAAGAGUGUCUAAUUAUCGGGGCGGCCAUGUCUCUCAAGAACAUCUUUGCUCAGCCAUUCAAGCAGCGACUGGAUGCUUUCAAACACAAGCUGGAAUGGGCAGAUGAAUCCAACAGUGACUCCAUUGCCAUUCUCAAUGCCUACAAGCUCUGGGAGCACAAGCGUGAGCGGGGAGAGUUCCGCCGCCAGGGUGGUGGAGGGGAGAUGGGCUGGUGUAAGAACCACUUCCUGCAACUGAAGAACAUGAAGGAGGUGAGUGAGCUGGUGAAGGAGCUGACCAAGCGACUGGAGAAGUUCAACAUCCUGCGGCCCAAACAGGAGCCCCUGUACAAGGCCCAGUUCACUGAGGACCAGGAAAAACUGCUCCUCAAGGUGGUGUUGGCCGGGGCUUUCUACCCCAACUACUUCGUCCGCAGCGAGAUUGACCAAAUGGACUCGCACCGAGAACUUGCGGGCUACAACCCACUGAACACUGUCAUGGUGAAGGGUCUACCCCAAAACCAAGGCAGUCUGUAUCGGCAGGCUGUAGAAGAUCUGUUUAGGAAGUGUGACCCCAACCCUACUGCACACUUCGAGGAGACCAGGGCUUACAUUGAGUUUUCAAGACGGACUAACAGUCGGAACAAAGUCCAUCCAGGAGUUUGUCUGGCCCUGAAAAUGAAACAGCUGAGAACCCCAUUGUGUAUUGACCUGUAUAAUCCUGACGAGGCCCAGGCCCGUAUGCAGAAGCUGAUGGCAGAGCGGCAAUCCCAGGGAGGUCAGGCUGGGAAGUCCGGCCCCUUGAUCCGUGAGACCGGUACAGACCGGGUCGCGAACCAGGUGGGGGCCCCAGACCCCACCCCCCUGGAAAUCAUUGGCGUCCACGUGACCCAUGUGAGCGACUGCGGGCAUUUCUGGGUCCAGUUUGGUGACGAGACAAACUUCCAGGCCAUGAAUCAGGUUCAUAGUGCCCUCAACUCUGGAGACAGAAGCAGACUGAAGCCGCUUAGUGGAAACCCCAGAACAGGUCAGUUUUGUGUGGCGCCCUUUGCGGAUGACUCAGUUGUGGAGUACUAUAGAGCCCAGAUUAUGGGGAUGGCCAACAGGUUUGACCAGCAACUGGGCUCCUACAGACUCGUGGUAGAGGUAUUCUUUGUUGACUAUGGCAACACAGCGGAGGUACCCAAAGAGGAGCUGAGGGAACUGCCAUCACAUCUUCUGAAGGCCCCAUUCCAGGCUAUGGAGUGUGAGCUGAUUUGUAUUCGGCCGUCUGCAUUGAAAUGCCCUGAUGGAAAGUGGACGCCAGCAGCCAACAACUUCUUCAAAGAACUCGUUCUCAACCAACGUCUCACGGCCAAGCCAUUCUCCUAUGUUCAUGACGUGUUGCGGGUAGAACUCAUUCACGUGCUGCCCAACAGCAUGCAGUUCACGACCUCCAGUCGACUCAUCUACGAGGGGUUUGCAGACGAAGCUGAAGAGUCUCCCCUCUCAAAGCAAAGUAACGAGCAGCGUAAGGAGGCCUUGUUCCUCACACGGGGGUUCACUGGGCGUCCAGACACCAAGCGUCCAGAGGACUACUUCUCUAUAGGGGGGGAGGGCGGGGCUACACUGGCCUGCCAGCCCCAACUCCUGGGUAGAGGCGGGACUGACCUGUCUCGACACAGGAGUGGCACGAUAACGCUGACUGGGCCAGACAAUCCAUACAUGAUGAGAUUCUAUGGGCAGACUAAUGUUGGCAGAUCAAGGACAACAAAAAUUGAGCCGACCAGCGUUAACUCUGUCGCCAUUGAGGAUGAGACACACGUGCAGACACUGCGCAUGAUGAUUGCUGGUUUCGUUGGCUUGAACCCCAGUGGCGCCACAGUGAUCGCCCGGGAUACCACCAUCAUGCCUCUCAUGCCAGGGCUGCCAGAGAUGGUCACACUGCUGUUCACACCUGUGGCCGAAUUUAGGUUGAACGCACAGAAGACCCAGCUGAUAGGAGCCAUAUGUGGGCUGGGAUGUGAUGAGGAGACAGGCAUGCCCCUCCUGCCUGACCAUGACAUUGAGAUGGCCUUCAGUGUGGUGGUGGACAACAAGGACAUUGCUGCUAUCAAUGCAGUGCGUAUGGCCAUCAACUUUGCUAUUGGCAGUCAGGAGGAGGUGGCCUCAUGGGGACCUGACGCUGUCUACAAGAUACAGAAGAGAGCACGUCUGCAGAUCAUGCAAGUGUUGCAGAAACGCCGGGAACCGUGCACUAUAGAGUACCCCCAGAACAUGUACUGUUGGAACCAGCUGGACCCAGACGACAUCAUCCGGCAGCCUGUGAACCUCGGUGACUUCAAGACCCUGCUCAACCUGCACUCUGGCCUGGUGCAGCUAGAGGGGCUGGACCAGGUGACAGAGGGAGAAAGACAGAGGCAGAAUGCUGUCAAACACCUGCAGAUGCUCAGGGAUGUCGUUGCUAAGAACAUUCGAGGUCGACCAAUCAAAUGUGAGCUGUGCGAUCUGGACUGCCCGACUCCUCAACUGCUUGCCCUUCAUCUGGAGACCGCUAAACACAAGGAGCUCGAGCAACAAAUUAUGGGGCCACCAGGGGCCAGAAGUACGCGAUAGGGUCAGAGGGAAAAGGUCUUGCACAUGUGUCACAAGAUAAGGUGGGAUCAAGUGAAGAACCUACUACCAGGAACUCAAGUGUAGACAGAUAUUAAUGGGUCGGUGUGUUCUAUGUACUGAUUGGAGAAUAUUAGUUAUAUUCUUGCAACAUCUGAAGCAAUAUUUUAACCUUGACUGAAAAUUGUUCAUUUCCAUUAUCUGUUUCUAUCAUGUUUUAAGUUCAUAUACUAGUAAUUGAUGUUAAGUAUUAAUUGAUUAUCACAUAUAAACUUACUAGUUGUUUCUUUCAUUUGUCAGUGAUUCCCAAUUUUUCUGGCCAGUUUAGACAUAUUACAUAUUCAAAGUGUUAACAUAUACCAGAACUGGUACUAGGUUUCUAGAUUCUGGCCCCUUUGCAUCAAGUAGACUUGCAAUAACAGUGUGCCGAGGAUUAAGUCUGUCUCAAUAAGCGAUCAUGUGUAAAAUUAAAAGGCUGUGGUGCGGAGACUUUUAUGAGAUCUGAAUGUUUAUGUGUGAAUGCCAUUUGCCUUAUAAAGAGAUCUGUUUUGCACAUUGACAAACUUUAAUUAACUCGCUGUGUUUAUUCUCAGAUAAAUUUGCUUCUGAUCUCCAUGUUCAAUGUUUGAUUAUUAAAUAUCAGUCAAGGAUAUGACAUUCAAAUAUUAAGUUCUGUUGUAUAAAGAUCGGUGAAUCAAAAGUUGUCUGUUUUUGCUACUUUUUAUAUAAUGGUUAUGUUUAUUACGCAAUCAAGUGUAUGACCAUUCUGUUUUAUUGAGUUUGUUGUUGUUGUUAAAUUGUUGAUGCUGAAAGCAUUAAAGCUUUUCAUCAUUUGUAUUGAAAUUUUCUUUAUUGUUAAUAGUGUCAUAAAAAUGUCAUUUAUCGAGAAAAAACUCAAUACAAUACUGUAGAAGCAUUAGGUUUCUUUUUAUUUGUGAUUUGCUGAACAUUUGUACAGACAUUACAAAUUGUUUUCCUUUUUUGUGUUAUUUUUUAAAUUCAUUUUAGAUAAUUAUUUCAUUUGGUAUAGUCAUUUUAUCAUGUUUAUUUUUUGCUGAAAAAUUAAAAUUGGAAGAAGUU
Messenger RNA from Dreissena polymorpha, 6142 nucleotides. Its product is annotated as ATP-dependent RNA helicase TDRD9-like. Gene Ontology annotation, cellular component: intracellular anatomical structure. Bases 557 to 5065 code for a protein of 1502 amino acids. The record is from RefSeq and is a predicted model, not a curated record. The transcript is spliced from 36 exons. NCBI's taxonomy places the organism in Eukaryota, Metazoa, Mollusca, Bivalvia, Myida, Dreissenidae. Gene Ontology annotation, molecular function: RNA binding; ATP binding.